This is a messenger RNA of Penaeus chinensis, 3903 nucleotides long. RefSeq lists its product as uncharacterized. Bases 351 to 3686 code for a protein of 1111 amino acids. The transcript has a single exon. Gene Ontology annotation, cellular component: nucleus. Gene Ontology annotation, molecular function: DNA binding. The record is from RefSeq and is a predicted model, not a curated record. NCBI's taxonomy places the organism in Eukaryota, Metazoa, Arthropoda, Malacostraca, Decapoda, Penaeidae.
UAUAACCAAAGAGCGAGGGAGUGGGGAAAAUACGUGUGCAAGUGGACGUGUGACAAGUGUUCCCUGUGGAUGUCCUUAGCCGUGAGCGAUGUCAGUGAUGUCGAGCGGAGAGUGUUGAGUCCGCGAUGCAGUAGUAGGCUUGUGGCGCGCUGGGCCCCCUCGCCUCGGCGGAACCUCGUUUGUACCAACUGCGCCCCGCGUCGGCCGCCUCGGAAAUGGGAAAUGAGUGCGGCGCGACUGGUGAUGUGAUGUGCACGGAGAGUUGAUAAUUGCUCUGCGCGAAUGGAUUAAUUGGACGCCACACCAUUGUUGCGUAGUAACUGCGAAGUUGCGCGCGGUAUCGGUUCAUUAUGUCGAAUUCUGCGGGUGAAAUGGCGAAGAGGGAUGUUCAGCCUUGUGACAUGGAGAGGGGUGUUCCUCAGUCACAAGUGUACGAUGUGCCGCGCGUCGAUCACGCUUCUUUCGACAUGUCGAGAUAUGUCUCUCAGCCCUCGGACAUGUCUCGCAUCCCUUAUCAGUCAUUCGACAUGUCAAAAAGUGCCCAUCAGACAUAUGACAUUCCCAGGAACGUGGGGCACUCCUACGACAUGAACAGAGCCCCGGCGUUCGACAUGACCCGAAAUAUCCCACAGGCCUUCGAGAUGUCGAGAGGCGCCCACCAGUCCUUUGACAUGAGUAGGGGUGUAACCCAGCAGUUCGACAUGUCAAGGGGCGUAAACCAGUCGUUCGACAUGCAAAGAGGUGCCAACCACAAUUACGAGAUGCCAAGAGGACCUCAGGGCUACGAAAUGCCAAGAGGGGCGCAGGCCUUCGAGAUGCCCCGAGGAACGACCCAGCCUUACGAGAUGACGAGGGCGGUGCAGCAGCCGAUGGAGAUGGGACGAGCAGGCAUGGGCGCGGGGCAUCCCUACGAGUACAGCAAGGAAUAUCACCCAUGCCCCGAAGUCCAGCAUAGCGGGCCUCUCAAAAAUAACCACCAGUCUUUGCACGAUGCCCAGCAAGAGAUGGAAGUGCCCAUGGAAAUGCCCAAAACGGCUCCACAGUCCACAGCCAAAUCGAAAGGCGGCCAGAAGGCGAGCAAUCACCCCUUCGAAUUUGCAAAGGGUUACGCGCAGCAGCUGGAAGUAGCCAAGAAGGCCGCUCAGACGGCGAUCCAGGCGAAGCUGGAGGCGAAGAAGGCCGAGAAGGCAAAGCAAGAAGCAGAGCAGGCCGAGAGGGCGAAGCGAGAGGCCGAAGAAGCUGAGAAUGCGAGACGCCAAGCUGAGGAGGAAGAGAAAUCGAAAGCUGUCGCCCAGCCGUCGGAAAUCCUGAAGCUCUAUGCGCAGCAGCUGGAGAUGGUGAAGAAGGUGUCGCAGUCGUCCGAAAUUGCGAAGAUGUACGCGAGGCAGCUGGAAACGGCGAGAACCACCUCCAAAACCAGAGAGAAAAGUAGCAAAGGUUCCUCGUACUCUUCGGGAAGAGUUCGGAGAGAGAGAGGGAAGGCGCGGACGCCAGACAAGAAUAAUGGUUCCUACAAUUCAGGAUCGAUAGAGAGAGAGAGAAAAUCGUCGUCGUGCAAAACCGCGCCUGAGAAGCCAGAGGGUAUGGAGACAGAUACGAGCGACGAGAAGCAGUCAGAGGAAGCUGAUGGCGACCCUCCGCCGUUCGAGAUGGCCAAGUACCUCGCGCAGCUGUCGAGAAUGAAGAAAGGAGGGGAUCCGCCGCCAGAAAUGGCCAAGGAGGACUCACUCGAAAGCGAAGACGGGCAGAGCGACUCGCAGCAGGACGAUGCGAGGCCGAGUCACAAGUCCCCCUCUCCGACGGACGCGUCAAAGUCCACGGGGCUUCCAUUCCCGUUUGAGUUAAUGAAGAACCUGGGGCUUCCUCUCGGGGUCGGGUUGCCAGGGGUGGGCAGCGCGAGAACGAAACGCGAUCGACAGGAGUUAACUAUAGCCAAUAAAGCCAAGCUGAUUGAGCAGGUGGAAUCCCGAGGCGCCAAAAAGAAAGCGGAUAUUGCGCGAGAGUGGGGUCUGAGGCCCUCGACGCUCUCCACGAUAAUGAAAAAUAAAGACAGAAUCCUAACACAGUACAAAUCUCAGAGGUACGCCGCAGGAAGGCGGCGAAUGCGGACUGCUGCCUAUCCCGACGUCGAAGAGGCUCUGCUCACGUGGUUCAGGUACGCCAGGGCUGCGAGCAUCCCGAUUACAGGACCCAUUUUGCAAGGGAUGGGAGUCACGCUGGCGCAGGAACUAGGCCACCCGGAGUUCUCUUGUAGUGUAGGGUGGUUGGAUCGCUUCAAGGCGCGUCACGGACUGACAUUUAAUCCCAAGAACAGCCAGGAUUCCGGAGCAGGGACGUUCAAUGAACCAGAAGACAGAGUGCCAAGUCCAGUGCCAGCAGUGCCCGAAGAAGAGGAUUCUAGACCCGAGAACCCGGACUCGUGGCACCUUCCUGCGAUGCCAGCUGUUGGCACCACCAGCACGGUGUCCGGAGAGGGUGCCUCAGAUUCGUGGCUUCCAUCAAAUGCCGUUUCAACCCCUAAUGCUACCUCAGCAACAGAAUCACUGGAUCAGCUUAACAAGUGGUUUCCAUCAACGCUUUCCGAUGAGCGAGAAGAAGACGAGGAGAUGGGCGAAGAGGUCGACGAAGACACCGCGGACGCCUGGCUGCGGGCGACGAUACCUGCGCUGCUGAGAGAGUACAAACCCCGCGACAUCUUCAGCGCCAGCGAGGCGGCCCUCUUCUACAACCUCCUGCCCGACAGAUCCCUGGUGCUGAAGGGCGAGGAGGGCCACAAAUGGACGUGGAUGAAGGAGAGGCUGACGCUGAUGGUGGCGGCGAACAUGGACGGCAGCGAAAAGCUUCCACUCCAGGUGAUUGGCCAGAUGAAGGAUCCCAAAUCAAUAUACGAGAUCGAAACCCUUCCGAUGCCGUACGAGGCGAACGAGUCGGCCAUGAUGACUUCCGCCAUUUUCGAAGUCUGGGUGAGGCGACUCGAGGAGAGGUAUCGAAGACAAAAUAGAAAUAUUAUCAUAAUACUCGAUUCCUGUUCCGCGCAUCCGAAUAUAAACAAUCUUACGAACGUUAAACUUACUUUCCUUCCGCAAGACACCACGUCGAGAUUGCAGCCCGUCGAGCAAGGGGUUAUACAAAAAAUUAAAGCUUCAUACCGUCGCUUCGUUCUCGAGAGACUUAUCGACUAUAACGAAAGAGGACAGGAGUACGAAAUUACGAUCUUAGAAGCAAUGGAACUCUUACAGGAUGCGUGGAAGGACAUCAAACCGGACUUCAUCAUCAACUGCUUCAAACGGGCAGGCAUAGAACCUCCGAGGAACAACGAAAACGCCAAAAUCUUUUCGGGAGAGGACGAACAAAUCCUGCUGGAGCGAGCGAGGAGCGCCGGCCUCGACAUCCCGACGGAGAUCACCUUCGAGUCCUACCUCAACGUGGACAGUCAAGUCCAGACGACCAUCGAACAGGGCGAGGAAUCUCCGCCUCCAAAUACUCAGCUCGAGGAGGACCCUGCCGAGAGUGGGGCCAGUCUAGGAGCCACUCUCCCGACGGAGGCCAUGCAGGCGGUGGCCACGCUGCGGAAGUUCGUGCAGGAGCAGGGCGGGGCGGACCUGUUCCUCGGCUCCUUGGCUGACCUGGAGGCGUGGGUGGCCAAGCACGUUGUCAAGCCGGAAGUGUCAUUUGUGUCAGACUAAUAAUAAUAAAAAAAAAACUAUUUAUUUCCAUAUGCAAUAAAAAAAGAAAUUCAGUGACUAGUAGUGUUCGAAUAAAUAAAAAACAAGAAGCUACACACACACAAAAAAGACAAAUUUUCUACACAAUAAAAAAAAAAAAAUGGUCCGUGUCAUUCGCACCACAAUAAUGAUUAUUAAUAUAUAUAUAUUUUAUUUACGUCGCAUAACGAGAAUGACA